AUGGACAACAUCUUGGAGAUUCGACAAACCAUUCAUAUUGGUGUAGUCGUUGCAACUUUCCUUUUCAACAAUGGACGUAUUAUAAAAGCAGUAGCCAUCUUUAACGAAUGUUUGGUGCUCCUUAACGGUAGAGCCCUAGAGACAAUCAAAGAACUUACCACACCACUUUUUAUCUAUGUAUACUGUAAACUUCUUGAUGGCUAUACUCGUGUGUACGAUCACACCCGUGCGAUAAAAUGUGGUAAAAGGCUUCUAGUGACACUACAUAAUAGUGGCCACAAAAAAGUAGAAGGGAUGACAUUACUUAAACUAGCGAACAUCUACCAUCAAACAAGCAAAUACGAGGAAGCAAAACAGUUUUACGAGAAGGCGCUUAGCAUCAUGAUUGAGGCUGGAAAUAAUCGCGGAGUUGGAACAUGUUACGGAAAUCUAGGAACCGUGUUUCUUUCUGUUGGUCAAUAUACCAAGGCUGAAGAAUACCUUCGAACAGCACUAGUGAUCAGGAAAGAAAUCGGUGACAAAGAAGGAGAAGCAUCAGAUUACGGAAAUCUAGGAACUGUGUCUUUUUCUGUUGGUCAAUAUACCAAGGCUAAAGAAUACCUUCAAAAAGCACUAGUGAUCAGGAAAGAAAUCGGUGACAAAAAAGGAGAAGCAUCAGAUUACGGAAAUCUAGGAACUGUGUUUAAAUCUGUUGGUCAGUAUACCAAGGCUGAAGAAUACCAUCAAAAAGCACUAGUGAUCAGGAAAGAAAUCGGUGACAAAGAAGGAGAAGCAGCAGAUUACGGAAAUCUAGGAACUGUGUUUCAAUCUGUUGGACAAUAUACCAAGGCUGAAGAAUACCAUCAAAAAGCACUAGUGAUCAGGAAAGAAAUCGGUGACAAACAAGGAGAAGCAGUAGAUUACGGAAAUCUAGGAACUGUGUUUCAAUCUGUUGGUGAAUAUACCAAGGCUGAAGAAUACCUUCAAAAAGCACUAGUGAUCAGUAAAGAAAUCGGUGACAAAGAAGGAGAAGCAUCUGCUUACGGACAUCUAGGAACUGUGUUUAAAUCUGUUGGUCAAUAUACCAAGGCUGAAGAAUACCUUCAAAAAGCACUAGUGAUCAGGAAAGAAAUCGGUGACAAAAAAGGAGAGGCAUCUGCUUACGGUAAUCUAGGAACUGUGUUUCAAUCUGUUGGUCAGUAUACCAAGGCUGAAGAAUACCUUCAAAAAGCACUAGUGAUCAGGAAAGAAAUCGGUGACAAACAAGGAGAAGCAGUAGAUUACGGAAAUCUAGGAACUGUGUUUCAAUCUGUUGGUGAAUAUACCAAGGCUGAAGAAUACCUUCAAAAAGCACUAGUGAUCACGAAAGAAAUCGGUGACAAAGAAGGAGAAGCAUCUGCCUACAGAUAUCUAGGAACUGUGUUUAAAUCUGUUGGUGAAUAUACCAAGGCUGAAGAAUACCUUCAAAAAGCACUAGUGAUCAAUAAAGAAAUCGGAGACAAAGCUGGUGUUGGAGCUUCAUACUUAAAUCUGGGAAAACUUUGUGCAGAAUUUCAACUUACUGCCAAGAGUCAAGAAUUUGCUAAUAAAGCACGGGAGAUAAGUUACGAAACAGGGGACAUUGAAAUGCAGUUUAACAGCCACCUUACCAUUGCUGUGAACGAGUUAGUGGCAGAAGGAAGCAUAACUAAAGUUCGGCGAAAUCUGCAUGAAAGCAUUCAAAAGUGCGAAGAAAUGCAUGAUUUUUUAAGAGUGAAAGAUCAAUUCAAAAUUUCUUUUUUUGAUGAGCAUGUGUCCCCUUACCUUCUUCUUUGUAGGUUGUUAAUUGCUACAGGCAGUUAUUAUGAAGCUCUUUACGUUGCCGAGCUUGGACGAUCCAGAGCACUGACAGACGUACUUUCAGAUAAGUACUCUGUGGAAAAAGGGGUAUCAGUCAACCCACAGUCAUGGAUUGGAAUUGAAAACAUUAUGAACAAAAAUGGACUUAGUUCUUGUCUUUAUGUUUCCUGCUUCGAUGAUAAUAUGUACUUUUGGAUCCUCAAGCCAAACAAAAUUAUAGUUUUUCGACAAACGAGACUCAAAGAAAGUGCAGAUAGAGUGUUUGGAAAUCAAACAUUGGGUGGCUCUCUUGAUUUACGUCAAGAUCAAUGCGAAGAUCGAUCAUUAUUUUCAUGUGUAAGUUCCCCGCUAUCAUGCAAACAAUCUCAGAGUGACAGCUUCGAAUCUUUGCGUCUUAUCGAAGAAGAGGAAGACGAAAAUCACGACUCUAAACCUUUAACCCUUGCUGAUGGUUACAACAUGAUAGUCGCUCCUGUAGCUGACUUGCUCCAAGAAUCAGAAAUCAUUCUUAUACCAGAUAACUUGUUGUAUCCUAUUCCUUUUACUGCUUUAAAGGAUGCUAAUGGAAAGUAUUUAUCGGAUACUUUCAGGAUUCGCAUUGUCCCUUCCUUGACGACUCUUAAGUUGAUUCAGUUCAGUCCAGCAGACUACCAUAGUAAAACCGGUGCACUGAUCGUAGGGGAACCAGACGUUAGUGAUGUAUACUACGGAGGAAAAAUUCUACAGUUAAACUCACUGCCUUGGGCGAGAAAGGAAGCAGAGAUGAUUGGGCGACUGCUCGGUGUUCAACCGUUGCUUGGAAAGGAUGCAACUAAGCAGGCAGUCCUGGAAAGCAUGCAUUCAGUAAGUCUCAUUCACUUCGCUGCUCAUGGUUAUGCCGAACGUGGAGAAAUAGCUCUUUCCCCUAUAAGCUCCUGCGAAACUCCACACGAAGAAGACUACUUAUUAACGAUGGCUGAAAUUUUACAAGUUCGACUAACAGCCAAGCUGGUUGUCCUUAGCUGCUGUCAUAGUGCACGUGGUCAGAUUAGAGCUGAGGGAGUUGUUGGAAUCGCUCGAGCAUUUCUAGCAUCGGGUGCACGCGCCGUGCUGGCAGCGCUGUGGGCUGUAGAGGACAAAGCUACCAUGUGGUUUAUGAAUCGUUUUUACGAGCACCUUGUUCACGGUGAAAGUGCCAGUGGAUCUCUUCAUCAGGCCAUGAAGUCGAUGAGAGAGACUCGCUUUUCUGACUUCAAGCAGUGGGCACCCUUUAUGCUGAUUGGAGAUAAUGUGACAUUCAAAGGUUUGUACUUGAUAUGAUUUUUAGGUUUUUUUAGUUAUCUUAGUCAAAAUUUGUGAAAUUGAUGUUCGUGACACUAAGCAUCAUUUUGAAAAAUAUUAUUAGGGGAGUUAUACUGAGUUUUCUUAGUUUGCGAAAAUUAUUCGAAUCACAUUUAAGCUGAAAGUGACAGAAUAUGACUUAACUGAAUUUUUAGCAUACAAAUGAUUCCUCAAAAUGUAAAGGUUUUGUUAUUUGUUUGACUUUGAAAAAAUCUAUGCCAGAUAUUUAGGUAAAACAUUUAGCGCAACGAGCAACAGAAGCAUGUUGAUCGAUGGCUAAAAUAAAUCGUGCAACGUCAUGAUUAGUUUUUUUUAUUUGCAUCGCAGGUGCAUUUGAUAAGAGCAGUUUGAAAGGUGGCGAAGGUGCAACGGAAACAAAGAACUUGUAA
Messenger RNA from Porites evermanni, 3527 nucleotides. NCBI's taxonomy places the organism in Eukaryota, Metazoa, Cnidaria, Anthozoa, Scleractinia, Poritidae. The record is from the annotation of a GenBank genome assembly.